CUCGCACGAACCGUUUCCAAUAAGCUGCCACGUUGCCUAGCAACCGUUGCUACAUCCGUACGACAAGCACAAACAAACAAACAAACAACCCGAACGAGACAUUCUCUUCCGAUAUCCACAAGCUGGCACGUAAACAAAUCGCCCGGAUCUGUUUAAACAGUUCCGAUAGUGAUAAUGAACGAAUCCGCUGUUCCUAAAUCACCGAAAAAACGUCGGGCCAGACACCGGUAUCGUCGACGAUCAUCCGGCAAAGAGACAUCAGCGCGAGGUAAGCCUCCCGUUUCAAAAACCCUCGCAAAGACACAAACAACGUCACCGGCCGGGGAACGAUCCGUUGAAGCGGAACGAGAACCGAGGGUACGAAAGUCGAAGCUUGAUCCAACAUUUGUCCAGGAAGAACGUGAGGUAAUAGCAUCUCUCGAGCGGUUACAUGUGGCAUCGUCCAAAGGUAAUGGUGAAACCACCAAGCCAUUGCUGCAUGAGAUCGAUAGAGCGAUUCUCUUUUUCACCGAUACGCUACCGGAUGAAGAAUUUUUCGAUGCUGAAGAUACUGAUCCGGGGAUGGUGCGCCCACUCGAAUCAACCGGGGAGACCGACGGAAAGAAAACGCCUUCGCCUCGCUCAUCAUCUUCCAAUGAGGCGGACACUCCGACCCAUCUAGCAUCGUCGUACUUUCACGCCGAAGAGGGAACACCGGUGGUGGUACCGUGGAAAACCCAAAAGUACACCUUUUGUGAUGAGGAUCUUCUGUACUAUCAACCCGCACGCACGUUACCCGAAUCACGAGCAGCACUCGAGGAGAUAUGUGUUAUCGAUCCCAAUGAGGCAUCGGGUGAAGAUGGUGCAAAAGGCGCUCAACCUACUCCGAUCGAUAAACCAAGCGUCAGUUUAGCGAACAAGAACCGAUUGAUGAAUCGUUUGCUGGAGGAGGAGCAAGAGGAAUGGUUCGAUGCGACCGGAGAGUUGGUCGAUUUCCGCUCCUUCCUCAAAAGCAAAACCCGUGUCCGUGGGUUUUGCAGUAAAACGUUUGUUCCGUUCUUUGUGGAACCGAUACCGCUCGCUAAAACCCUGGACCGAUUGCCGAUGGAACGUACGGUGAAGAUUCUGAUCGGCAGAGUACAUUUCGAUGCACAUCCGUCCUUCGAGCAAGUGGUGCGUGUGCGUUUACGGAUCGAGGAACUGUACAGACAGUACUACCGCAUACGGAAGCUAAACCGGAAAGAGAUUUUGCAGACAAAACUGAACGAACUUCGGGCUCGUGGUGUGGACGACACGGAACUGAACGACCCGGAGGAGGAACCGAUUGAUUUGUUUCAGAUCAAAAUGGCACGUCGAGAGUAUAGAAAUCUCGUGUAUCAAGAGAUACGUACCGAGCGCUUGCUAGCGAAGCAAAUCCUGGAACUUUGGGAAGAGUUGAAAGCGAAGCAUCAGGGGGAGUGUGGAUUGAAAAUGUCUGUAAACAGUCAGGACACGGAUGAGGAGCGUGAUGGUAGUGAGUGGCAGGAACGGUACGAGCUAGAGCUGAGAGAGACAUUCGAAGAAGAGCAUGAAUUGUAUCUGCGUGAUAAGCAGGAGUACAAGGCAUACCUGCGGGAUCUCGCACUGGAACAACAGCCGGACACUACCGAUCUAGCUCCAGCGAUGCAGAAACCUAAAAAACCGGACACUGUGAAGAUCAAAAAGGAGUUCAGAGUUUUGUUUGAUGAGACAUUCCGUGCUCCGGGGGAGCCGCUCGUGCACAUUGUCUUGCGGCGUGAUCCCGAAGGGGUUACGGCCGACCAAUGUGGACAUCAAUCCGGACGAGAUUUACUGUUCAAAAUGAAGCUGUUUAUCGAUGGAAACCAUGUAGCUUCGACCAAAGCGCGACACUUUCAGUUGGACGAUCGCACCAUGAUCGAUUUCAAUACAUCCUUCUCGAUCAAGCUAACGACGAAGAUACCCGAAACGAUCGCACUGCAUCUGUACGAGAAGAAUCGGCUGAUGAUGAAAAGCCUGCGGGCGGAGAUAUUCCUUCCCCUGCCCAGUACGGAGGAGCUGUACGAGGGCGUGGAAUCGGUAGACUAUCAGUUUGCAUCCGGCAAACCGUACUCGGCCCAAACAUACACCAACGGUACGGUAGAGCUACGGAUUGGAUGGUUAGAACCGUCCGAUGGGACAUUCCCCAGCCCCAGCCAACGUCGCACGCUACCGAAGCGUGUCACCAUACCGAAGGAACUGUUGCGCCGCUGGAUCGAUGAGCGAGCUUUGGAAAAUGAAGAUCAACCGGAUGCCGAUACGGAUGCGGCGCUGCUGCGCGCACUGAGAGAAGGAGAUGGCGAAGCAGCGAUCGCACUGGAUCACGGUCGACGCCAUUCGAAAGAUUCCGUCCCGCCCGAGUCAGACGAAGCGGAGUUCCAUUUCAAUGAGGAUAAGCUUGCGUUUUGUUCCACGGAAGCUAUAGAACAAAACGAGCGUCUUAUCUUGCUGAGCAAACGGUUCCAGCGCAGCCUUAAAUAUCGGGACGCUAAAUUUAUUCCUCAAACCGAGCGCGAACUAGCGAUCGCGGUAUCGUCGAAGGAGGAUGAGGAGCAGAUGAAGAUCAUCGAUGAAACGCUCGGUACGGAUCCGAUCGAUCUCCAGCGGCACCGGGGCAAACGGUACCUGCAGAAGGUGUACGACAUCAUCAGCAAUCACUGUCGCGUGCUGAACCAGGACAAGGUGAACAAUGCAAAUCUGUUGGUCGGAGGCGAUCAGGUACCAUCGUUCGGCUCGCUUAGUCUAGCUUUUCUGGAGAUUUUCGGUCCGCGGCGUCCGCUGAAACCGUCGCGCCGUUCGCCCAACAGUCGUGCCUCGGUGCGGGUAAGUGACGUGACGCGCUUCAAGAUUAUUGUCACGAUCGUGCGUGCGUUCGGCAUACCGAUGCGGAUGGAGGAUUACCACCAGGCUGGCUCGAUCGGCCGGCGGAACAGCAACAUGUCCUCAUCGAACGGGAGAUUCUCUUUUCGCACAUCUAACGUACGGCCGUACAUAGCGGUAUCGUUGAAGGAUCGUAUUUUCCGCACUUCGACCGCUGACGGAACGGCCCCGACAUGGAACGAACAGCUUGAGAUACCGCUGGACUGCAGUACGGACCAGAUUCGAAAGCACUUGCACAUCGAUCUGUACGACGAGUACAUGGAAGAUCUACUGGAGGACGAUCGUACACGGCCGACCGAAGUGUAUCAACGUAUAUCCAGCCGGUGGCUUGGUCAGCUACGCAUCCCCAUCAGCACGAUCUAUCUCAAUCAAAGGUUGGAAGGAACGUUUGAGAUCAAGACACCGCCCAUCCUGUUCGGCUACGAUCGCCAGAUGCAAGACCACCAAGGAGGAGAAAUUGUGGACAGCUACGGCAACCCCAUAGGGCUGAUUGGUAGUGCGACUGGUAGUGGUCUUCCGGACAUGCGUGAACUAACCCACGUGACCCUAUUCAUUAGCCUGGAGCCCUUGAUUGAGCGACCGUCACUUGAUACCGGGAGCUUGGAGUGUGUGGAGCUAGAACGGAUAAGGUCCCGCAUCUAUCUAUGGUAUGAGGAGUAUCGGCACGAGUUUCCGACGCGUGCCAUCGUUCCACCGAUGGUAACAUUGCUGGGAGGGAAGCGAAUCUGUGCCACGCGACUGCUCGGUCCACUACCGAUACCGUUCUCGAUCGACGAGCUGACCGAAAGCAUGAUCCGGCGUUACGUUUCCCUGAUUCCCAUCCACUACAGUGUGGAUCCGUGCUCGCAGCUGAACGGGAUAUGGCUCACGAAUAAGGAAAUUCUUACGAUGAUGUGUGCCUCACCGAAGGAUCUAGGUGUUCUGCUGGCCUGCUUCUACCUGCAGCUAGGCUACGAAGUGUGGCUCAUCUUCGGUAACAGUGUCCUGAUGGGGGACACCACCUUCGUACUGCUGCUGGAGGGAGGAGAAUUCUUCAUCAUCGAUCCAUGCAGCGGCAAGAAGUACAGCUCCACCGACACCUACUGUCCGCUGAAUCGUAUCUAUCUGAUCGUGGGACAAACCAACGUGUGGGGCAACAUUCAGAAGGAGAACCGUGUGUUCCUGACGCAGCUUGAUGUGCGCAAGUCCGGAUACUGGCGUUCGUUGUUCAAUCGGUUCCACGAACCACCGGUUGGAUGCGUGCAGGAGAGUGGCUUUCCGUUUAGGGAGGCACUGCCGGCGAAAGAGUUGCAGCGUGCAAUCGAGCGGAAGCUGAUGCGAAAGAUCGCAUCAUGGCGUACGCACCGGAAAACGGUUUGGAAUCGCUACAUCAGCGACCACCUUCGAAGCACCCUGAUAAGCUUGGAGCGGGAUACCUGCCUGGAAACGAACACGGAACGGCUCGGUGAGACGUUUAGUCAAAUGUUCGUAUCGUACAAGGUGAAUGGGUUCCCGAUUAACUUGCCGUACAACAAUCUGUCCACCAUUGUGGCCCAUGUGAAGGGCACCGGGAUACAUCUGAACUCGGAGGCAACGGUGGAGUUUGGACUUGGCGUUUACAUUAAGGACUAUCCGUGCAAUGUUUACUCGGUGUGGAUAUUUCUGAUGUCGCUGGUGCCGAGGGCUUAAAACGUUUGAGGUAAAUUAUGAUUUCUUGCUACAAUUCUUGUCCAUUACUACCGGGUACGGUUGGUUGUGUUCCUUAAACUCCUGAAGUAAAGAGGCAACUAUCAUUCACAUGCACGUAUGACAAUUGUAGAUCUUAUCCGAAAGGUCGAUUAAAACUGCUCUCUCUUUCUCUCUCUUCUUGGCCUAAC
Molecule: messenger RNA, 4751 nt
Organism: Anopheles stephensi (Asian malaria mosquito)
Lineage: Eukaryota; Metazoa; Arthropoda; Insecta; Diptera; Culicidae
Gene: Cc2d2a
Product: coiled-coil and C2 domain-containing protein 2A
Exons: 5
Coding region: 175-4563 (1462 amino acids)
Biological process (GO): non-motile cilium assembly; protein localization to ciliary transition zone
Cellular component (GO): ciliary transition zone
Source: RefSeq, a predicted model, not a curated record